AUGCCCAAUAAAUGUGCGAUGUGCUGUAUCUCCUGUAGCCACGCCCUCUCACUACUGCUGUGCGUCCUCAGCCUGACUCCGACGGGAACCAGGGCGGGUCCGGAGACCCUGUGCGGGGCGGAGCUGGUCGACAAGCUGCAGUUCGUGUGCGGGGAGAGAGGCUUCUAUUUCAGUAAACCAGGCUAUGGCCCCAACGCGCGGCGGUCCCGCGGCAUCGUGGACGAGUGCUGCUUCCAGAGCUGUGAGCUGCGGCGCCUGGAGAUGUACUGCGCGCCUCCCAAGACCAGCAAGGCCGCCAGGUCCGUCCGCGCACAGCGCCACACGGACCGGGCGCCGAAGGUCAGUGCCGCCGCCGCCGCCGGCCACAAGAUGGACAGGAGCGCGGAGCGUAGGACGGCACAGCAGCCGGACAAGACAAAAAACAAGAAGAGACCUUUACCUGCACAUAGUCAUUCAUCCUUCAAGAUUGUAUAG
Messenger RNA from Pseudoliparis swirei, 474 nucleotides. RefSeq names its product insulin-like growth factor I. Gene Ontology annotation, molecular function: growth factor activity; hormone activity. The record is from RefSeq and is a predicted model, not a curated record. Bases 1 to 474 code for a protein of 157 amino acids. NCBI's taxonomy places the organism in Eukaryota, Metazoa, Chordata, Actinopteri, Perciformes, Liparidae. The transcript has a single exon. Gene Ontology annotation, cellular component: extracellular region.